This is a messenger RNA of Vitis riparia (riverbank grape), 1809 nucleotides long. RefSeq names its product solanesyl diphosphate synthase 3, chloroplastic/mitochondrial-like. Gene Ontology annotation, cellular component: transferase complex. The record is from RefSeq and is a predicted model, not a curated record. Gene Ontology annotation, biological process: isoprenoid biosynthetic process; ubiquinone biosynthetic process. Gene Ontology annotation, molecular function: prenyltransferase activity. The transcript is spliced from 12 exons. Bases 103 to 1371 code for a protein of 422 amino acids. Lineage: Eukaryota; Viridiplantae; Streptophyta; Magnoliopsida; Vitales; Vitaceae.
GACUACUUCACUCAUUGCUCUCCACAGCCUUCGGCCUCGAGUCCUUGACUCUCUCUCCUGCUCGAAACAGAAAAAAUCUUCCUUCGAUUUUCUCUCCAGAAUAUGUUAUUCUCCAGGGGAUUUUCUCGGUUGCCAAAAGCCACCUUCAAUCGCUGCUCCAAGUGGCUUCUCUCUCACCACCGCCACCCUCAUCCACAGGAUCAUCACCACCGCCCCCGCCACUUUGUUCUCUCUCCUACACACAGGGUUUUGGGCUGUAGAGAAACUUAUUCUUGGGGUUCCCCAUUCUUGAGUGGUGUUCGGCAUCAAAUUCAUCAGGAGAGCAGCUCCUUAGCUGAGGAACAACUUGACCCUUUUUCGCUUGUUGCUGAUGAAUUAUCAUUACUUGCUGAUAGGUUGCGGUCAAUGGUGGUUGCUGAGGUCCCUAAGCUUGCCUCGGCUGCUGAGUACUUCUUCAAGAUGGGGGUGGAAGGAAAAAGGUUCCGUCCCACAGUCCUAUUGUUGAUGGCAACAGCUUUAAAUGUGCCUCUACCUAGGCCGGCUCUUGCUGAAGUGCCUGAGACUUUAUCAACUGAACUACGCACAAGACAACAAUGUAUAGCUGAGAUCACAGAGAUGAUCCAUGUGGCUAGCCUUCUUCAUGAUGAUGUCUUGGAUGAUGCUGAAACGAGACGUGGCAUUGGUUCAUUAAAUAUUAUGAUGGGCAAUAAGGUAGCAGUGCUAGCAGGAGAUUUUCUGCUUUCACGAGCCUGUGUGGCGCUUGCCUCUCUGAAAAACACAGAGGUUGUAUCAUUAUUAGCAACAGUUGUAGAGCAUCUUGUUACAGGUGAGACCAUGCAAAUGACAAGUACAUCUGAGCAACGUGUCAGCAUGGAAUAUUAUUUGCAGAAGACAUACUACAAGACUGCAUCUUUGAUUUCAAACAGCUGCAAGGCUAUUGCUCUUCUUGCAGGGCAAACUGCGGAAGUUUCAAUGUUGGCCUUUGAGUAUGGCAAGAAUCUGGGAUUGGCAUUCCAAUUAAUAGAUGACGUCCUUGAUUUCACAGGCACAUCAGCUUCCCUGGGGAAGGGUUCAUUGUCUGACAUCCGCCAGGGAAUAAUAACAGCUCCAAUAUUGUUUGCUAUAGAAGAGUUCCCUCAAUUGAAUGCUGUUGUCAAACGGGGCCUUGACAAUCCUGCAGAUAUUGAUCUUGCUCUUGACUACCUUGGAAAGAGUCGUGGAAUACAAAGGACGAGGGAGCUGGCCAUGAAGCAUGCCAACCUUGCUGCCGAGGCAAUUGAUUCUCUGCCUGAGAGUGGUGAUGAAGAUGUUUUAAGAUCAAGGCGGGCACUCAUAGAUCUCACACACAGAGUCAUUACAAGAACUAAAUGAAGAACAAGAAGAGUAAAAUAUCAAUUCCUAUCAUAAUGAACCAUCAAGCCAUACGUAAGCAUUUUGUUUUAAAAUUUCAGCCAGCAUUUUCUGUAAGGGACAAUCUCCACUUACCUGAUUUCAUCAAUAUUCUUUUAGUUACUCCAUUUUUUAUCAGUUCAAUAAUUAUUCCUAGAAUAAAACUCCUUUACCUGUAAAUUAAACUCUGUGGAGUAAUGGAGAGCUUAAUUGGUUGAGCUCUAUAAAUGUGAUUUCAGGUUCUAGCUGGUUUAGCAAAGUGAAGUCUUAAUACCGUAUGAAAGAAAGAGUUGAGUGUGUUUUGUUAUCUGUGUAGUCAUUAUGGGAAGACUGCAAUUGUCUUCCCACAAAGCAAGAGGCAUCAGAAAACAGUAGAAUGUGGAAUUGUAUUUGUUUUUAUAAGCAUACAGAUCCUCGGUA